Molecule: messenger RNA, 1270 nt
Organism: Xenia sp. Carnegie-2017
Lineage: Eukaryota; Metazoa; Cnidaria; Anthozoa; Malacalcyonacea; Xeniidae
Exons: 1
Coding region: 161-970 (269 amino acids)
Biological process (GO): regulation of apoptotic process
Molecular function (GO): protein binding
Source: RefSeq, a predicted model, not a curated record
AGUUGCCAUGGAAAGUAUAACUUUUUUUCUAAAUAAGUGUAAAUAAUAAUUUAAAAUUGAAAAGACUAAAUUUUCAUACCUAAGCAUUUUUUAAAGGUCUUCAUGUUAUUGUUUUCAAUAUAUUUAGCAACUUCAACUUACAUAUCUUUGUUUAUAAACUAUGGCGACCCCGUUUAAAGCUCUGUUAUGUUUAUUAAGCUCUAAAUUAAACAAUCAAGAAGUGAAGCAAAUGGUGUUGUUGAGUAGUGUUCCUGAAAGUGUGCGUUCUGACAUCAAUGAUGGAUUGAGUCUGUUUGAAAAUCUCAUUCAAAGAGAUAUAAUCAAUAAGAAUAAUUUAAAAAAUCUCAAGGCGAUUUUCGACCAAGUCCAUCCAAAACGACGUGACUUAAUUAACGAAAUAGUUUAUUUUGAAGAGAAUGGUACAUUGAACAAAGAAGAUUCAUUGAAAGCGAUAAGAUUCUGCGCUCAACAACUGCAGACAAUAGAGUCCAACCAACCUAAAACUGAAAAUGUUUCAACUACAAAUGGUUGUAUCAUCCAAUCUCCUUGUUGUACAUGUCAAAUUGUUUCCUGCUCAGCUUGUAAUAUACCAGCGAUAUACGUCAUUCUAACAAUUGUAAUUUUCAUUUCUGUUUUAUUUGUUAUUUUACUAUGGUACGCUGAUGUUCCGAAGGCUAGUCACUCUAUUAAGUCAAAUGAUGCUGCAAAGAAAGCUGGACCUUUUAUCAUAACAUUGAUGAUUGUAACAUACAUUGCUGCUUUGUGUAUAUUGUAUUUGAAAAGGCGAUCGAAUUUGAGCAAUAAUUCAGGCGCAGAGCCUUCAAGUCGUGAUAAUUUGGAUCACGAAGAGCGUGUCGUUGGCUCACGCAGGUCAAGUUCUACUACCCCAGUAAUAAGCAGUACUUUAAUUAACAAUGUGUCUUACAGUAAUAAUGUUGAUUAUGACUCUGAUAUUGAUAAUAAUUUGUAAAAUGAACCAAACAAUUGAUGUUACCGGUGGCCCAUUUACACCGUGUAUACUGGAUUAUUCUCGCAGUAGCAGGUUAAAUUUUCUUAAUAGUAAAAGGCAGUGACUAAAUAUAUCAACUUAAUAAGCUUUUACCCCUUUAAAGAUGACGUGAUGAGCGAAUCCGGAUUGCGUUGCAUCCGGAAUGCAUUGAUUAUAUGCAUUGAUCUAUAGUAAGUUAUGCUAUUUUAUCAAAAGUCAUGUAAUAUAUUCGAUGUAAUCUUUUUUCUAACACAAUAUUAGUCGCACCAACUCUCACAGAAA